Amoebophrya sp. A25 is the source of this 2141-nucleotide messenger RNA. Lineage: Eukaryota; Dinophyceae; Syndiniales; Amoebophryaceae. The record is from the annotation of a GenBank genome assembly.
UGGUAUCUAGCUAGAUGGGUAAGAUAUCCAGCAGCGACGCCCUAUCUACAUCCGACGUCUCGGCAGUUCUAGACUAGUUGCAUACUGAUGGCGAUGCGCUCGCAUAUAAAUAUCUAGCGCGUCCAUCCAUUUCAAUUUAGCAACCUCCUCCAGUAUACUUACUGCUAUGCCCAAGACUGGACACGUCGCCCGCUGAAGCCAGCAGACGGAGGCUCGCUCUCAGCCCCCAAGCAGAUUGGCCACGCUCGCACCCGAAAAAAAACGGGAGAGAUCGCCAACGACUCGAAGACGACACACCACAGCGGAACUCACCUCAGAAAAAACAACAGAGAGCAGGGGCCUGCGCUCCUUGUUUUCGCUUCAAACACGCGUCCGGACGCUACAAAAAGAGAGCCUGAAAGGCUGCAGAGCCCUUCACACGUGGCUGCCCCUUUCAUGAGCAACAACAAAAAACGGAAACUGUUGCUUUUGUUGAAUUUUCUUCACUUCGAGCGUACAAAUGCGCCGCCAUAUUGCCCGGCUUCGCCUCAUUUUGCUGGAUCAAGACUCUCCUGGCAACCCGUGGCAACCCGUUCCAGAUUUGGAACCCCUGCGCUUCGGCAACCCGCGCAACCCGUUGCAACUCCAGCAAGCCGAAGCCCGUUAUUUAUAUCUACCUUAUACUCUAUUAUAAUAACGGUUUAGGCGUGAGAUAUGUGCCAGCAGGUUUAAUGGAGAGAGCAGAGGAAGUUAGAAAUGAGAUGGAAACUAAGAUGAGAUGAGGCGCAGAGAACAACGAUUUCUCUACUAAGCGUCUACAUGAGAGUUAUGGAAUCUACUUAAAUAGCCUUAAGGAAGAGAGAGAGAGAGAGAGUGAAGAACUAGUACUAGUAGGAAAUAGUAGUAUGAAUUGGCAAACCGAGAUAGAUGAAAAAUGAGAAAGGAGAAAAAACAGGAAAAAACACCGAGACGAGGGGGGGCCAGGGAUAUGCAAAUGAGGGCCCAUUGCAUGCAUAUCUACCACUGCGUAAAGCAGCCCUCAUCGACCGACAACCGCAUUGAAAUUAUAAUAAAAAUUUAUCAUAGGUUAAAUUACAUUUACUACAACAUCAACAUCUAACGAAUCAAUGCUCCGCCUCAGUACUUACUACGAUAGUCUCGUGUCUUGAACUACUCUGGAAGUGCGAGGCUCUGCCUAUUAUCAUCUUCCAUCACAUCUAUGUACGAUUUUUGACUUUUUUCACUUGUCUCCUCAACUACAACUAGUACAGCUUUACGUUUAGGUUUACAGCCAAGUACUCCCUCACGGAAUACGAAGUAGAGGAAGAUGCCAUUGUAGGUUUAGAAGUACUCCAAGAAUGUCCAUGAUUUUUCUACUUGUCGAGCGAUGAAGGAGCGGUCGAGAGAGCAAGUGGGACGAGACGCGCUCUCAUCUCUCGUACACUCAAGUGCCAGUCUGUCACGGAGAAAGAAAGGACGAGCACGCAACAAGAGUAGUGAGAAACGAAGUCAAUAGAUUAGUUGUUAAAGUAAUAGAUGCCUCAGACACCCCUUGACGUCCCAACCCCCAGGCAUCCUGGUGGGGAUGCACUUGGGGGGUGGAAGCUCACAUCUUCAGCAGGCCACCACGCUAAGCACGACCAAGAAUACCGGUUCACCGAACCUAGCCCUGCAGAAGAUCGCAUCCAAACCCCCCAAGAACCACGCGUGGCCUUAUUUUAAAGGCCACAAGGUUCAAAUUGAAAUAGCUAGAAAAGCAUAGAAGCAAAGCGAAAAGCAUCGCGGGACUGGGCCUUCUUUCUCUCAACAUGUCAUUUAUUUUCUAGCUAAACUGAGUAACGUGACCACAUCCCUCAUGGUUUCUCGUUUUCUAUACAACGGGGUAGUCGUAGUUAGGCUACCUGUGAUUCUGUGUUUUUCGUUUAUGUUACACAUAGUGAUUCGAUAUCUAACUAUUCAAAUCCGAUGGAUCUUGUUGGGGUGAACUGAGGCUAAUGGGCUUUCCUUUUCUAGUUCAAUGUCCCAACGUUGGCUUUUCCCUAGAAGUUCUUUCAACAUGGAAGUAAAGGGUCACGGCAAGUGUUGUCCACUACUUCAUACAACGACGUCCAUUAAAUGAACCAGGGGGGCAGCCUCACCUGACACAUCACACGAAGUUGGAU